Molecule: messenger RNA, 814 nt
Organism: Onthophagus taurus
Lineage: Eukaryota; Metazoa; Arthropoda; Insecta; Coleoptera; Scarabaeidae
Product: fork head domain-containing protein L1
Biological process (GO): regulation of transcription by RNA polymerase II; cell differentiation; anatomical structure morphogenesis
Molecular function (GO): DNA-binding transcription factor activity, RNA polymerase II-specific; RNA polymerase II cis-regulatory region sequence-specific DNA binding
Source: RefSeq, a predicted model, not a curated record
AUGUUUUCACGGGGCGGUCCACGUCGCGGAGGACGUCCAAAAAAGCCACACCAUGGAGUGGGGGAGAACGUUUGGCCGUUCGGUCUCAUUGAAAACCGUCGGCUUUUCAAAACCGUGAAAUCGACCGAACGUAAAAGUGUGUUGAUGAAAAUGUUUCCGAUACAGAACAUCGCAGAUCAGCACCAAUACUUUACAUUUCCCGAUUACCACCAUCACCAAUCAUGCAUACAUCAGAGACUUUUCCAUCCGUAUUUUUCACCGAUUUGGUUACCUUUUCACCUGAAGAUUCAUUCGCCGAGACCUGAAAAACCGCCGUAUUCGUACAUUGCAUUAAUCGCAAUGGCCAUUGGUUCUUCGCCAAAACAAAGAUUGACGUUGAGCGGAAUUUACAGAUUUAUCAUGGAUAAUUUUCCGUACUAUAGAGAAAAUAAACAGGGAUGGCAGAAUUCUAUUAGACACAAUUUGAGUUUGAAUGAUUGUUUUGUAAAAAUUGCAAGGGAGAAAGUGUCACCGAGCUCAUCGGAUGCAGGGGGAAAGGGAAGUUAUUGGAUGUUGGAUCCUAAAGCGGCGAAUAUGUUUGAAAAAGGAAAUUAUCGUAGAAGGAAAACUAGACGACAGAAAAUUAAUGAAGGAAAUAAUAUGUAUCAGGAUCAUGCUUUAUCGUUGGUUAAAAGAUCAGCACAAUCCGAAUCAACUAUUAUUGAACAAACAAUGGUCACACCGGUAAACCAUCGACAUAAAAACUCUAGUUUAUUUACCAUAGAGAACCUUAUAAAAUCAACUAACGAUAGCAAUAAACUAGAUUAAAUAAAUA